ACCUACGGGUUCCGGGACUUUAAAUGAAGAUCGUAUUUUACAGAUAGGAAGAGUGAUACGUAACGACAAAGAUCCACACCAAUGAUUGUGCUGGCUAUAGACAAACUAGAGCACCCAACAGUGAGAGUCUCUGUUGUAAAGGAAGGGGUAUUUUCACCCGGAAACCACUUGCAAGUUGGCUUAGUGGGUUGUGGUUUGCUGCUGGACUCUCCUCCCAGGAUGAUAUGAGAUUUAACAGGCGACGAUGCAUACAGGAGGAGAGACUUCAGCAUGCAAACCUUCAUCCGUCCGACUUGCACCCUCGUUUUCUUUCCAUGCUGCUGGGCUUCAGAUGGCUGCUCCGAUGCCCCAUUCGCACCAGCAGUACAGUGACCGUCACCAGCAGAGUACUGACCCGUCGGUCACUGUGCUGCCAUACAGCGACCAGGCUCAGCAGCCCAUUGCCAACCAGGUGACCCCUGAUGUUGUCAUGUUACAGAGGCGCAUGCCCCAAUGUUUUCGUGACCCAGCCUCGGCUCCCUUGAGGAAGCUCUCUAUUGACCUGAUCAAAACCUACAAACACAUCAAUGAGGUAUACUAUGCAAAAAAGAAACGACGACACCAACAGGGCCAAGGUGAUGACUCUAGUCACAAGAAGGAGAGGAAGGUGUAUAAUGAUGGCUAUGAUGACGACAACUAUGACUACAUCGUGAAGAAUGGGGAGAAAUGGAUGGACCGCUAUGAAAUUGAUUCUUUAAUAGGCAAAGGGUCAUUUGGACAGGUUGUAAAAGCAUACGACCGUGUUGAGCAGGAGUGGGUGGCAAUUAAGAUCAUCAAGAACAAGAAGGCUUUUCUAAAUCAAGCCCAGAUUGAAGUGCGUCUCCUCGAGCUCAUGAACAAACAUGACACGGAGAUGAAGUACUACAUAGUUCACCUGAAGCGUCACUUCAUGUUCCGGAACCACCUUUGCUUAGUGUUUGAAAUGCUGUCGUACAACCUGUACGACCUGCUGCGGAACACGAAUUUCCGCGGCGUCUCGCUGAACCUGACCCGCAAGUUCGCCCAGCAGAUGUGCACGGCGCUGCUGUUCCUCGCCACGCCUGAACUCAGCAUCAUCCACUGUGACCUGAAGCCCGAGAACAUCCUCUUGUGUAACCCCAAGAGAAGCGCCAUCAAAAUAGUGGACUUUGGGAGCUCCUGCCAACUGGGACAAAGGAUAUACCAAUACAUCCAGAGUCGAUUCUACCGCUCCCCUGAAGUCCUUUUGGGAAUGCCUUAUGACCUGGCCAUUGACAUGUGGUCCCUGGGCUGUAUUCUGGUGGAGAUGCACACUGGAGAGCCACUCUUCAGUGGAGCCAAUGAGGUGGAUCAAAUGAACAAAAUAGUUGAAGUGCUUGGUAUCCCUCCCAAUCACAUCUUGGAUCAGGCACCCAAAGCGAGGAAGUUCUUUGAGAAGAUGUCUGACAGCACAUGGGGUGUAAAGAAGACCAAAGAUGGCAAAAGGUAUAAACCUCCUGGCUCCCGUAAGCUCCACAGCAUCCUCGGGGUGGAAGCUGGAGGUCCCGGUGGGCGCCGAGCCGGGGAAUCCGGUCACGCUGUAGCCGACUACUUGAAGUUCAAGGACCUCAUCUUAAGAAUGCUGGACUACGACCCCAAGAACCGCAUUCAGCCCUACUACGCCCUGCAGCACAGCUUCUUCAAGAAGACUGCGGACGAGGGGACGAACACGAGCAGCAGCGUGUCCACGAGCCCGGCGCUCGAGCAGUCGCAGUCUUCAGGAACCACGUCCAGCACCUCCUCCAGUUCAGGAGGUUCGUCCGGGACGAGCACCAGUGGCCGAGCGCGGUCUGACCCCACCCAUCAGCACAGGCAUAGCGGAGGACACUUCAGCGCAGCGGUGCAGGCCAUGGACUGCGAAAACGUUUGUCCACAGGCGAGACAGCCGUACCCUCCGCCUGUGGGGUGGGCAGGCAGCGACGGGCCGCAGCAGGUGACUGUAGAGACCCACCCAGUCCAGGAGACCACCUUCCAUGUGCCUCCCCAGCAGCCCAAGGCAUUACAUCCCCUCGCUAGCAGCAACAGCUCCCACCACCAUCACCACCACCAUCACCACCACGGACAGGGCCUGGCCACGCGCCCCCGCCCCCGGCUCUACAACUCCCCCACUAACAGCGCCUCCACGCAGGAUUCCAUGGAGGUGGUGCACAGCCAUCUGUCCAUGACCUCCCUGUCUUCCUCCGCGUCCUCUUCCUCCACAUCUUCCUCCUCCACUGGGAACCAAGGCAACCAGGCCUAUCAGAACCGCCCGGUCGCUGCCAAUGCCUUGGACUUUGGCCAAAAUGGCAGCAUGAACAUGGGAUUGGGUGCCUUCUCGAAUCCCCGCCAAGAGACUGGCAUAGCAGGACAUCCGACGUACCCUAUCGCCACAAGCACGGGGCCUGGUCACUACAUAACGGAGGGUCACCUGGGCAUGAGACAAGGCAUUGACCGGGAGGAGUCUCCCAUGGCAGGAGUGUGUGUUCAGCAGAGUUCUGUGGCUAGUUCGUGACUAAACUGAGAAUGGGUUUUUUUUUCUGUGUGUAUUUUUUAAGGUGGUGUUUUUAAAAAAAAAAAAGUGCAUAGAGAUCAAAAGCUGCUUAAAUCAGAAGGGAGAUUAUCACUGAACCGCUACCACAGUGCAGAGCCCAGAUUUUAUUUAUCUCCUCCCCUCCCUCCCCUUCUCUUUUUUUUUAAUUAUUAUUUGAUUUUGAUCAUAGGCAAAUUGGUAGAACUGCAGAAUAGGCAUAGCAAAAACUGUACGGGGCACACACAUACGCCAUUUCACUUGUUUAACUCUAGACAUUUCAUGACAAUUGGUUCUAUGUUAUUGUCAGCUGUGAGCUUUUAAAGUGACAGACAUUGUGGGUUAGAGAGAAAUGUCCGAAAUUGUGUUGCUGGUGGUCAUUCGUAAAGAGAAGUUAUUCCACCCAUACAGUUUAAUCUGUUAAAUCCUAAGCACACAUUAACGUUCCCCCUUCCCCCUUCCGAACAGGAUCGUUUUCUGUUGAAUUUCAUCGUAACGCCUUUUUAAAGAGGAAAAAAAAAAAGUUGUUCUUUACGUUGUGCAAUUCUGCAAAAGAGCUGCGUGCUCAGAACCUGUAGUGUGUGGCAAGGAAGAAGCACUUGCAGUGAGAUUCCAUCUGUUGUGGGUUUUGAGUGGCUCCGCGCGAGGGGCGCAGCGCGGCGGAGGCGGGGCGGCCUGCGCUCAGCGGGCGCGGCCCCUGGAGGCCCCGCAGGCCCCGCAGGCCCCGGAGGGCCCGCAGCCCGGGACCCAGGGCAGCUGGGACUCCGCCGGGCCGUGCCGAGGAGGUGCACUGAGGAGCAGCCACCAGGUCGGCUCUGGCCAAACCUAGGGAUGUCGGGCAGUGGCAGUCUUUUGAGAUAACCCUUUGGCCUUAUGAUUUUUGGACUCUGAAUGGAAAAGAAGCUGGACAUUCUCAUUACAAUGAAAAAUAGCUUUCCUGUAUUUUUGAACUCUAGACAGCCCUUAAUUCUUAACAAAAAAUAGAAAAAAAGUAGAAAAAAAGGUAUUUGAGAAUGGUAAUUUAAGAGGCCUUUCUUUAACUAAAAUUUAUGACUUGGAUGGCCCUAUGAUUGCAGGGUCUUGUAAGUUCACAUGCGUGUCCUAAACAUGACUUCCUAAAAAUCCUGAAGGUCACAGAAGUAGUUUUGCGAGAUGGAUGGAAUUAGCUACGACUGUGUCCCUUCCUGCUUUUUAUCGCUUUUUCUUUUGCUUUUUUCUUCAGCAUGUGGUUCCUCCAACAGAGCUUCUGCACAAAUGUCUUCUGUUCAUCUUGAAAAUGAAAACAUGCAGAAUUUUAUGUGACUGCUU
Molecule: messenger RNA, 3850 nt
Organism: Megalops cyprinoides (Indo-Pacific tarpon)
Lineage: Eukaryota; Metazoa; Chordata; Actinopteri; Elopiformes; Megalopidae
Gene: dyrk1aa
Product: dual-specificity tyrosine-(Y)-phosphorylation regulated kinase 1A, a
Exons: 13
Coding region: 245-2527 (760 amino acids)
Biological process (GO): peptidyl-threonine phosphorylation; positive regulation of DNA-templated transcription; peptidyl-serine phosphorylation
Cellular component (GO): nucleus
Molecular function (GO): protein serine/threonine kinase activity; protein serine/threonine/tyrosine kinase activity; ATP binding
Source: RefSeq, a predicted model, not a curated record